UCUCUAGCUAGCUUAAAAUUUCUAAUUCUCGGGAAAAAAACCUCUACCUACUUCUUUUAUCUAUAGCUAAAUAUUUUACCUUAGAAAAAUGGCUACUACUCUUUCUGAAGCCUAUCGAGAUCACCCUCUGCACCUUCAUCAUAUUAUCCCCUUAGACUUUUCUUCAUUUAGAACUUUGCCUGACUCCCAUGCAUGGCCUCAAUCUAAUGAUGAUGGUAGUGAUAAUUUCACAUCCAAUGGAUGCUAUGACAAUGAUGAUGAAGAUGGAUCAUGCAUACCAAUCAUUGAUCUCAAUGAUCCUAAUGCUAUGGAACAAAUAGGCCUUGCAUGUGAGAAGUGGGGUGCCUUCCAAUUGAAGAAUCAUGGCAUACCCUUAAAUUUUAUUGAAGAGGUUGAAGAAGAGGCAAAGAGACUCUUUUCUCUUCCUUCCAAGGAGAAACUUAAGGCCCUUAGAUCGGCCGGUGGCGGCACCGGAUACGGUAGAGCUCGAAUAUCACCAUUCUUCCCCAAAUUCAUGUGGCAUGAAGGAUUCACAAUUAUGGGGUCCCCAUCCAAUGAUGCUAAAAAGAUCUGGCCUAAUGACUACAAACGGUUUUGUGACACAAUGGAGAACUACCAAAAGCAAAUGAAGACACUAGCAGAGAAACUAACAAACAUGAUAUUGAACAUAUUAGGAAUUUCACAAGAACAAAACAAAUGGAUUGGUUCUAACAACCAUGUUGGAGCAAUGCAACUAAACUUCUACCCAUGUUGUCCCGACCCAAAAAAAGCAAUGGGUCUGGCCCCACACACAGACACAUCCCUUUUCACAAUCCUCCAUCAAAGUCAAACAAAUGGACUUCAAUUAUUCAAAGAAGGUGUAGGGUAUGUUCCUGUGGACCCUCAUCCAAAUACACUUGUUGUUAACACUGGUGACAUUCUUCAUAUAUUGUCAAAUUCUAGGUUUCGAUGUUCUCUUCAUCGUGUUGUUGUGAAUGAUAUUAGUGAUAGAUAUUCUGUGGCUUAUUUUUAUGGACCUCCAGUUGAUUAUUUGGUAUCUCCUUGUGUUGGUGAUAAUUCUUUGCCACGUUUUCGUGCUUUGACCGUCAAAGAUUAUAUUGGGAUUAAAGCCAAGAAUUUAGGGGGUGCUUUGUCUUUGAUUAGUACAUUACUUGAUCAUGAUGAUUAAUGUUGAAUGUUAUUAAUCUUUCUUUUAUAUUUUUGUAGAAAAUAAAUAUUGUACAUCUUUUGUAUACAUUAUAGUUGUAACUUUUAUAUUUUUCAUUUCUCCUUUUAUGAUUUCAUUUUUGUUUCUUCUACUUGUAACAUACGGUCUAAAAAGAUACUUGUAAUUAGUGGCGGUAUAUCUUUCCUAUCCAACAAAAAAUGGUGGUAUUUCUUU
Molecule: messenger RNA, 1381 nt
Organism: Medicago truncatula (barrel medic)
Lineage: Eukaryota; Viridiplantae; Streptophyta; Magnoliopsida; Fabales; Fabaceae
Product: gibberellin 3-beta-dioxygenase 1
Exons: 2
Coding region: 89-1168 (359 amino acids)
Source: RefSeq, a predicted model, not a curated record